Acanthopagrus latus (yellowfin seabream) is the source of this 2761-nucleotide messenger RNA. Its product is annotated as voltage-dependent L-type calcium channel subunit beta-4-like. The coding region runs from base 510 to 2021 and encodes 503 amino acids. The transcript has 13 exons. Gene Ontology annotation, molecular function: protein binding; high voltage-gated calcium channel activity. Gene Ontology annotation, cellular component: voltage-gated calcium channel complex. Gene Ontology annotation, biological process: calcium ion transmembrane transport; regulation of voltage-gated calcium channel activity; neuromuscular junction development. The record is from RefSeq and is a predicted model, not a curated record. NCBI's taxonomy places the organism in Eukaryota, Metazoa, Chordata, Actinopteri, Spariformes, Sparidae.
AGCCAAUCAGCUCCUUGCACAUUGGCUCUGUCAUCAGGCUUGGAUAUUGAGGAAGGAUCCACCGCUCUGCUGCUGAUGCUGCUGCUGCCUCGGCUCCUCGUUAUGUAUAUGUAUAUCCGUGUGGCUCCGUUGUGUGUGUGUGCGUGUGUGUGGAAGCCGGAUGAAAUGAAAUGCCAGGAUUGGGCUACCUCCAGGGAGAACCUCUCCAUCCUAUAAUGUGAGGCAGCCAGCAGGCACUGUGGGAUCAGGAAGAAGCCGCAUCCAUCAAGGGACGGGGCCAGGCGGACCGGGCGUGAUCCAACGGGAGGGGAGAAUUUUUUUUUUUUUUUUUUUUUAAUAAAUUAUUCUUCUCUGCUGUGGAGAGAAGGGAUUGUCGUCAUCCCCCCCCCCAUCCAUCCUUUUUUUCUCUCUCUCUGUGGUGCCCCAUCCUUUCCUCCUCCAUCCUCCGCCUCCACUCUCAUUUCCCCCCCUCAUUCUUCUAGAGGCGCUGGCUGGAAUAUCAAACCUCCAUGUAUGACAAUUUGUACCUACAUGGAUUUGAAGACUCGGAGGCGGGCUCAGCUGAUUCAUAUACUAGCAGACCAUCAGACUCAGAUGUCUCUCUGGAGGAGGAGCGGGAGGUGCAGGCCCAGGUCCAGAGCCAGAGCCCAAGCCAGAGCCAAGGACCGGGACAGAGCCGCCAGGAGAGGGAGCAGCAGGCCACCAUUCAACUGGAGAGAGCCAAGACUAAACCUGUUGCAUUUGCUGUGAGGACCAACGUCAGCUAUUGUGGCGCGCUGGAUGAGGAUGUUCCGGUGCCAGCCACCGCCAUCUCCUUCGACGCUAAGGAUUUCCUCCACAUAAAAGAGAAGUUCAACAAUGACUGGUGGAUCGGACGGUUAGUGAAGGAGGGCUGUGAGAUCGGCUUCAUCCCCAGCCCUCUGAAGCUAGAGAACAUCCGGCUGCAGCAGGAACAGAAGAGGGGACGAGUCCAAGGUAAGUCUGGAGGGAACUCUUCUUCCAGUGUAGAGGAUGAGGUAUCAGCCUCUAUCCGACCCCUCAUAUCCUCGGCAGGAAAGCAGAAACAGAAAGUGACGGAGCACAUCCCCCCAUAUGACGUGGUGCCCUCCAUGAGGCCUGUAGUGCUGGUGGGACCGUCGCUCAAGGGUUAUGAGGUGACAGACAUGAUGCAGAAAGCAUUGUUCGACUUCCUCAAGCACAGAUUUGAUGGCAGGAUAUCUAUCACACGAGUGACGGCAGAUAUAUCACUAGCCAAGAGGUCUGUUCUCAACAAUCCCAGUAAGAGGGCCAUCAUAGAAAGAUCCAACACUCGUUCCAGCUUAGCCGAGGUGCAGAGUGAGAUUGAGAGGAUCUUUGAGCUGGCCCGCUCCUUGCAGCUGGUGGUGCUGGAUGCUGACACCAUAAACCACCCAGCCCAGCUCCUCAAGACCUCCCUGGCCCCCAUCAUUGUUCACGUUAAAGUCUCCUCGCCAAAGGUUCUGCAGAGGCUAGUCAAGUCCAGAGGGAAGUCCCAGAGCAAACACCUGAAUGUGCAGCUUGUAGCAGCUGACAAACUGGCCCAGUGUCCUCCAGAAAUGUUUGACAUCAUACUGGACGAGAACCAGCUGGAAGACGCCUGCGAGCAUCUCGCUGAAUACCUCGAGGCCUACUGGAAAGCAACCCAUACCUCUAUGGCAACGCCCCUAAACCCUCUGCUGGGACGCAACCUGGGUCCGACCAACCUCACCCCCUACCCCACCACCAUCUCUGGACUGCAGCAGAGCCAAAGAAUGCGACAAAGCAACCACACAGGAGACCAUUCUACCCCGAACGAACGACGCAAUCUGAUGACAUCGGACGAAAAUUACCACAACGAGCGGGCACACAAGGGACGCAACCGCAUGUCCUCUGCCUCACAACACAGCCGAGAGCAGCAGGACCCCUACCAGGACUACCAGGACCCCUAUCAGGAUGCAUACAAGCCACACCGCAAUCGCAGUUCGCCAGGCAGCUACAGCCAUGACUCCCGACACCGGCUCUGAGCCCACUUGUGUCAUCGCCGGGGGCCAGGAUUUUUUCCUCCCAGUUUCCACCCGCAAUGAACGCUGCAACAGAUCCAAAACCAGUCCCAAAUUGUCCUUUUUUUUCCUUUUGGUUCACGUUGAUUUGUCGAUUGGUUGCGUUGAACUGGUUGUUUCGUUCUUUAAAAGUCCAACAAAAUUGUGUUCAGGUUUUUGUUUUUGUUUUUUAAUCGAGCUGCCAGGGCAAACCCCUGCCAACUAACGACCCAAGGAUCAAGAGAUUCAGGAUGCCGACAUUAACUAAUGCUGUAGAAAAAAAAUUCCUUACAUUUGUGUUUGUGGGAUCUUUGGGAUUGUACUAACACAACGUUCAGCAGAUGUGCAGCGCAGACAGUGCUUGUUGCCUGUGUCGACAGGCUCAUUAUGGAUAAUGGUCAGAUGGUGAUGGUGUAUGGGCUUCUAAGUGCCUGGGACAUUGCACCAGGUCAGAAGGAAAUCCACUGACUAUUGAAGGCGGCUGACCCGUACCCCGGGCCAUGUAUAAAUCCUCUCACCAUUUAGCUUAUUGCAUGCUGGUAGAUGAUCAACCUCCGCAUCCAUGUCAUUGAUAUUUUGUACCGAGGAUUCAGGAUUUUCCAGUGAUGAGGUGUAGAUAGGGAGGUCCAAUUUUCUAAAUCACCUAACCGUGUGGACAGGUGGUGGGUUUGCGUGCGUGUGCAGAUGAUAUCCGGCUGCUAGUUUAAAAAAAAAAAAAAAAAAAA